Molecule: messenger RNA, 1749 nt
Organism: Thamnophis elegans (Western terrestrial garter snake)
Lineage: Eukaryota; Metazoa; Chordata; Lepidosauria; Squamata; Natricidae
Product: keratin, type II cytoskeletal 4-like
Biological process (GO): intermediate filament organization; keratinization
Cellular component (GO): keratin filament
Molecular function (GO): structural constituent of skin epidermis
Source: RefSeq, a predicted model, not a curated record
AUGAACCGGCAAUUCAGUUCCAGAUCAUUUUCAGCGGGGGGAAGGAGGAACUACUCUGUCUCCAACAGUGGCUUCCGAGUGGGCAACAGCUCAACCUCUGUCAUCGGAGGAGUGGGAUCUUUUGGUGGUGGCUUUGGCAGCAGAAGUCUCUACAACACUGGUGGAAGCAAGCGGAUUUCUAUGGCAUAGCUUGGUGGUGGUGGAGGAGCUCACUUUGGAAGAAGCUUGGGUGGUGGUCUGGGAUUCAGCAGUUAUAACACAGGAUAUGGGGUUGGUGGCAGUGGCAUGGGCCUAGGUAGUCAUGUUGGAGGCUUUGGUGGUGGUGGUGGCGGUGGUGGAGGAGGAUAUGGAUUUUCAGGCUCAAUGCCUUGCCCACCUGGGCGAAUCCACAAUGUCAUAGUGAAUAAGAACUUACUGACUCCUCUGCACGUGGAGGUUGAUCCUGAGCUUCAGAGGGUCCGGGUGCAAGAGAGAGAACAGAUUAAGACCCUCAACAACAAGUUUGCCUCUUUCAUUGACAAGGUGCGAUUCCUUGAGCAACAGAAUAAAGUCCUAGAAACCAAAUGGGAUCUUCUGUACCAACAAGGCUCUCCAGCACUAAGGGACAAUCUUGAACCUAUUUAUGAGGCUUACAUUGAAACUCUUCGAAGACAGCUUGACAGCCUCUGCAAUGAUAAAAACCAUUUGGACAUAGAACUGAAGACACAAGAGCUUGUGGAAGAUUUCAAGAACAAAUAUGAGGAUGAAAUUAACAAACGGACAGCUUGUGAAAAUGAUUUUGUGGUGCUCAAAAAGGAUGUGGACGGCUAUAUGCACAAGAUGAUGGGAUCCAAGUCUGACUCCUUGACUCAUAUCCAGUUCUUAAGAGCGCUCUUUGAUGCGGAGCUGACUCAGCUGCACUCGCAAGUUAAGGAGACGAACGUUAUUCUGCAAAUGGACAACAACCGAGAUCUGGAUCUCGACAGCAUCAUUGCUGAAGUCAAAGCUCAGUAUGAAGACAUUGCCAAUCGCAGCAGAGCAGAAGCUGAGGCAUGGUACCAAAGUAAGUUCCAAGAAUUGCAAAGUACAGCUUUCAAACAUGGUGAUGACUUGAAAUCAACCAAAGAUGAGAUUGCAGAUCUGAGCCGGAUGGUCCAAAGACUUCGGUCCGAAAUCGAAAUUGUGAAGAAAGCAAUUAGCAGCCUGCAGUCCAACUUAGCAGAAUCUGAACAACGUGGGGAGUCAGCCCUGAAAGAUGCUCGGACAAAGUUGCUUGACCUCCAGUCUGCCCUAACAUCAGCAAAGGACGAGCUGGCUCGCCUGCUGCGGGAUUAUCAAGAACUGAUGAAUGUGAAACUGGCCCUGGAUGUUGAGAUUGCUACAUACAGAACCCUGCGAGGAGAGGAGUGCCGGAUGUCGGGCGAGUUUGAAACCCUGUCAAUAUCUGUAACUGUGAUCAGCAGCUCGAGCACCAUGAGUGGAGGAGGAUACGGUGCAGGAGGAGGAUACGGUGUCCGGGGAUCUGGCUACGGAGCUGGAGGAGGAGCUGGAUAUAAAGCCAAUGUUAUGACUUUGCAACAGUUGUGUGAACCUGAAGGAGAUGGACAUCAUUCAGUCUUUGAAUAUGGACCAUAUGGAGAAUAUGACUUUAAAAACAGUAGCAAUUCUGGAAAUAGAGGUUCUUUUUCUUCGACUCCAGGAACAGUGAUCAAUAAACUGUACACUUGGGCCCUCUACAACAGUGCUACUGGCAUGUUGUACUCCAAAUGA